CUUUGAGAAAUUGAGAUGACAGCAGUGCGCGUCGUGAGACUUUUCUGAUUCUCUUAUUCAAAGACCGAGAUGUCGGUCCAUGCCAGCUGGCCUUUAUCUAACCCUGGAAGCUAUUCGGGACCCAGCAACCUUGACAAAUCUUUUUAGUCUAGCAUAGCAGAUGGGAGUUGGACGCGGCUAGUGAAAUAGCAAUUCUGGGACUCUGUCGUGAAGUUGCCAGCUGAAACUAGCGACCGACGCUGCCGAAGAGGCUUGGAAGAGGUCACGUUGUGGAUUAUGAUUACGGGAUCCAGGAGAGUGUCUUGGUAACCCUCUGGCCGGCAAAUCUUGUCGGUUCGCGUCCCGUCGCGGAACAACCUCCAAACCGAGAGAUUGCCGCGCACGUGCCUCGUGUGCCUGGAUCUGAGAGAUUCUAGUGUUGUUAGCGCAGCGGUCCAGCAAUGCUUAUUUUGAUAUUCGAAGGGCGGUACACUGGUGCUGAAGAUGCGGCGGUUUGUGUCGGAUCACCAACAGGGAAAAGCCGAGGCCUGUAACGCGGUCGUCCGGAAAAACGACCCAUUCCGAGCAGCAGUGGGCAAUCCAAUCCGGGGCGAGGUCGGGUCUGGGGGAGCUCUGGGGAAGCUGUCCGGGGAAGCGGAGCUGGCCGCAACACCAAGCCCACCAGAGCCGUUUUGUCCUCGGUUACCCCACAGUUCGUGGCACGACAUGCGGAGCGCUUCACAGGCCAAACACACCACCAUUGGCCGCUAAUCACACGAGAAACCACCACAUGCCGAACCACUUGCUCCUGCCGCUCUGCCCAUCAUGUUCUCUCCUGGCCAGUCUGCCAGUUGUGCCCAACGCACCUGCUCUACCUUUGCCAUACAUCAAUUCGCAUGUUUUCUUCUUUUUGUCCCACCCUCCAGAAACUUCCCCCCUUUUCUGGGCUGGCCAUCUGCAAGCAUCUAUCCUUGAAUCUGCAUACGCCGGAGAGAGAGGGGUAUCUUAUCCUCCCCACGCUCUAAUUUGCUUGUCGAUCUCUUGUCAUCUCAUCCUUGCAUCUACUCCAUACAACUACGUCUUCUUCCCCACGGGGCAACCUCCUCCCGCGGCAACCGAAGUGGGAAUAUAAACACUCCCCUUCGUCCCUGAUUUCUGUCCUCUCGACCUGACCUCGACAUCAUCGCUUCGUUAUACACACUUCAACAGUUCUCGCCCGCACUUCAAGAUACCCUUUUUGUUGGUUUUGUGCUGUUUCGGUUCCUUGUAACAAACCACCACACUUCCACCCCCCACCCUUUUUACGUACUACUACAACUACCAAGGACGACAAACCACCACUCUGUCGAACCACCUCCGACUACCGAGAGAGAACACCUUUACUCUACCAAAAAUGGCCUCUACUCAGCAGCAAUCCCGCCUUCUUUCCACCUCUGCCCGCGUGCACCCCCCUUACCUUCCUCACCUCUACACCGCGGCUACCAAACCAUCCCCCCUAGCAAGGGGCAUCAAGUGGGUUCCACCUCUCGCAGGCGCCCUCGCAGCAGGCUACGUAGCCGUCUCAACCUACCGCACCUCCGCCGCCGCCGCCCAGCAACGACAGGCCGAGGCUGAGCAGGCUGAUCUAGAGAGGAGACGACAGAACGCCGCUUUGGCGGACGCCUACGGGGACAGGAGCAGCUUGGAGGAGCUGGAGAGGGCGAUGAGGGUGUAUGAGGCGCAGCGGAGCAACAACUAAGCAGGGGUGAUGUUGCCCAGGAAGAGGGGGACUGACUGAUGAGCGGGCUCUUGGAGGGUUCUCUCGUACUGACAGGGCAAUGACAGGGGGAAAUGGGAAAUGCGGUGGAAUUUUGGCUUUUUGAUAUCCUGUUUUAGUGUUUUUCUGGGUUGGUUUUUUGAAAGGCAUUGGCAUGGGUUAUGAACUGGAUGGAUGGGGCUGGGCAAACGGGCACAAGGCAUAUUUUCUGGCGGGGCGUUUUUGGAUGGGCAAUUUGA
This is a messenger RNA of Podospora pseudopauciseta, 1974 nucleotides long. RefSeq lists its product as uncharacterized. NCBI's taxonomy places the organism in Eukaryota, Fungi, Ascomycota, Sordariomycetes, Sordariales, Podosporaceae. The record is from RefSeq and is a predicted model, not a curated record. The coding region runs from base 1373 to 1717 and encodes 114 amino acids. The transcript is spliced from 2 exons.